Columba livia (rock pigeon) is the source of this 14975-nucleotide messenger RNA. Its product is annotated as transcription factor 15-like. The record is from RefSeq and is a predicted model, not a curated record. The coding region runs from base 408 to 866 and encodes 152 amino acids. Gene Ontology annotation, biological process: regulation of transcription by RNA polymerase II; developmental process. The transcript has 2 exons. Lineage: Eukaryota; Metazoa; Chordata; Aves; Columbiformes; Columbidae. Gene Ontology annotation, molecular function: DNA-binding transcription factor activity, RNA polymerase II-specific; RNA polymerase II transcription regulatory region sequence-specific DNA binding; protein dimerization activity.
AAACUGUCAAAGUCUGCACACCCUGAGAGCAGGGACGGGGCCGUUCCCACCAUGACCCGGCUGCCGCGGGUGAACCUGUGCCCGCUGGAGCCCCCCACCCGCCGGCCCCCGCUGCAGGGCGCAGGACAGAGCACCCGGCUCCCUGCAAACCGCCGUCGCGGGCUCCCCUCGUCCCGCGGACCCCCCGGCAGCGGGGAGGCGGAGGAAAAGGGGGGGGUUUCCGCGGGAGGCGCCGCCGGAUCGAGCCCUUCGCGGCCGCGGCGACAGGUGCGGCGGCCCCCGGCUAAAAGCAGCAACCGCGCCAGGCACGACCUGCCGCGCUACCGGCGGGACACGGGGCCGCGGCGGCGGGCAGGGGCAGGGGCCCAUAAAAGUCAUGGGGCGGCGGGGCGGCGGCGGCGGGCGCCAUGAAGGGCGGCGGGGGGGCGGCGGAGCAGGCGCGGGCAGCGGGCGGCGGGCGGCGGCGGCGGGCGCGGGGAGGCGGCGGGCGGCGGGCGGCGGCCAACGCGCGGGAGCGGGACCGCACGCACAGCGUUAACACGGCCUUCGGCGCCCUCCGCCGGCUCAUCCCCACCCGGCCCGCCGACCGCCGGCUCUCCAAGGUGGAGACGCUGCGCCUGGCGUCCAGCUACAUCUCGCACCUGGCCAACGUGCUGCUGCUGCAGCGGCGCCAGGCCGAGGGCACGGCCACCGCACAGCCCUGCCCGCAGCCCUGCUCGGAAUCCUGCUCGGACCCCUGCCCGCAGCCCCCAGCAUCCAGUGCCGCCACGCCGAGGCCCAUCUGCACCUUCUGCCUCAGCGAGCAGCGGAAGCGGCACCGAGAAGGAGAGAAACCGCUGUCUGGUCCAGCUUUAAGUGGACACUAAAUCGGCCAAGAAGCUCGCGCCAGCCUUGUACGGACGGUACAACUGCUCUGGGUAACAUCGCUGCACUCAUGCUAUACAUUUACACUUAAAUAACACAGUCCUAAAAAAGUUGCUUUUGAAGCCUAUGUGCUUUGUUUCGCUUUGCGACAGGUUUAUUCAGGGUAUUUUGCAAAUGAAAUCAAACGCUGUUGAGACACUUGCACCUGGUGCGGCAGCUAUUUUAGUGCGAGAAACGUUAAACCUCAGCAGCCAAGCCCUGAGCCUGAUGUCUCCUAAACCUAUCUCACAUGAUGAAACUUGAACUUGCAAAUGCACAGUGUCCCCUGUCAGGAGAAGCUGUCACGAACAUGUCGUGCCGUACGCCUUCAGCCCGGCUGGGCUGCACGCAGUGCGGCCGCCCACUCCUCCAGCUGUAUGCUUAGUCCCGGCCUGCGGGGCUGAGACCAACAGCUGACAUGCUCGGGCGGUUUGAUCGAUGCUGGAGGAUUAUUUUAAGGUGUUCACAGAAAGUCAGGAAACUUCCAGAGAAAGCACCACCAUUUGCUGUGCACAUAGGCACGGGACGUAGCCAGGACAGGAGAGGGAAGCAGACAAGUGCUGCGUAAUCGACGCUCUCUUCUUAUUAAUGGUGAAAGUCGUGCCAGUCCUCUAAAUAGAAUCAUAGAAUCAUUUCAGUUGGAAGAAACCCUCAAGAUCAUCAAGUCCAACCAUAACCUAACUCUAGCACUAAACCAUGUCUCUAACAACCUCCUCUAAACACCUUUUGAACCCCUCCAGAGAUGGUGACUCCACCACUGCCCUGGGCAGCCUGUUCCAAAGGCUGACAACCCUUUCCAUGAAGAAUUUUUUCCUAAUAUCCAACCUAAACCUCCCUUGGCACAACUUGAGGCCAUAGCGUGGGUUGUUUCUAAAUCUGGCAAGCACAAGGUAGGGAGGGUUUCCCAAGGGCUCUCUGCAUUUCCCCGUCACCCAGGUCAUUCCCAAGUUGUGCCUGUACAUCACCGAUGACAUUUAUCUCCCUCAGUUUAUUAACUUGUAUACGUUUUAUUUUUUAGAAGUCUAAAAAGCAAAUGCGCAUUUUACGUUUCCAGUUUUGGACGUCAGCAAAGCAGCAGGCUAAAAUCUUAAACCCCACUAACAGUGGAUUUAAAAAAAACCAUAUAGAUAGUUCAAUUUUGCAAUGGUUUUAUAGUUAUUUAUAAUAUAUUUAAUUUGGCCUUAAUUAAUCUUAACUUAUUACUUCGGGAGGCUCUCUGUAUUCUUUACGAGCUUGGUAACGUUACCGCUCUGAGGAGCUCUCCAAGGAAUCCUGUCUGUGUUUGUCUCCCCGAUGCCAUCUGCUCGCUGCUCCCGCCAGCCCCGCUGCUCCCGCCAGCUGGGCGGACUGAAGAAGCAGCGCCGCGUUGCUCACUUUGCUUUCUGCCCAGAAUUUUCUCAUCUUCCCCCAAGUGCAAAGCAAAUCCUGGCGUUUAUUAUGAAGAACGUAGCGAGAACAAGAUCUUGGUGUGUUGCUCAUGCAACUUCACAUUGUUUACUUUUCCCUCUCCCCUCCCCAACGUGCACUGAGCGACUUUCCUUUAUCAUGAGGAAAAAAUCUGUUGUACCUCCAGAACCUGCUGUAAAUUUCUCCUUUACAUCCUAAUCAAGAAACGCACCGAAGCAAAGUUGCAGCAGUUCCACAUCACGUCGGUCUACCCACUUAUUAAAAUCUACAUGCUGUGUUUUCCUGGAUUGAGAAGAUGCUUUUAAAAGGUUUCUAUCAUUAUUUUAUUUACUAAGGAACUUUAAAUGGCUGCCAGAUGAUGAUCUUUGUUUUGCUUUGGCAUUGAUUGCUGAAGCUGGAACUCUUUCAUGUUUAUACAGAGUGAGUUUUAAUUUAUCUAUUGUUUCAGCAUGGGUGUGGGGUAUAGAUUUCCACAAACAUCUCUUCCUGUUUGGUUUUAUAUUUGAAAAAGUUUGUCUUUUAAAAAAUUAUUUACUUUAUAAUUAAAGCUGAUCUUACACUUAAGCUCUAUAUUCUUAGGAACACAUUAAACCAAAGCACCUGACUUGCUUUACGGACAGUUAGUACUAAUUUACUCAUUUAGCUGUAUCAUUCAGUAUGAUACCCUAAAAUGACAAAAAAUAAUGCAGUUUUAAACAAUUUUAGCAAAAUUUUGCGAUUCAUAAGUCAAUAAGAUUAAUUAUUUCGGGUUUUAGAAGUGUGAUGACGUUAUUGCAGUUUUAAGAGUGGUUCUUGGCAAACGCAGCUUAUUUGGAUUUAAUAGGAUUAUCUCUAUACUUAGUUAUUAAAGGAAAUGAGCGUAAAAAUUGAGGUCCACUUGAAAGUCCACAUGAAAGCUCAUGACUUGAAACUCGUGAAUAAUCUGCUCAACUCUACAGGAAUUCGGUGUUCUCGCUAUAAAUGGGAUUUUAUCCCCUUGGUUUUGUAUAGCAUUUCUACAAAAUGCUUGUCGAUGACAAAAGCAGGAACAGGCUGUUAUGACUUGGCCGUAUCUCCUGUUGCAUGUGGCUCAGUGUAGCCUUAAAUUCUGCUCUCUUUACUCAGGAGAAACUGUUGGAUUCAACUGGGCUUGAAGAUUUCAGUAUAAUGCUUAGGGUUUCAAUUACUAAAUAACAUUGGAAUUCCAGUAACACUGAUUGAUCAUGGCAGAAAUUAGGCCCCAGAGCACUGUGGCCCAAAUAUUCAUGGUAUAGACAGGUAAUAUCUAUCCAAAACAAUGAUGAGUGAGUUCUCCAAGGAACUGACUUCAAGCCUGUGUUUAUACAUAUGUAACACUCUGUAUUUAAAUGGGGACAGAUACUUAACUUUGCUUAAGUCUAUUUAUAAUUUAAAAUUUCUCUACCCUCAGGAGCGAAAAUAAAAGCUACAGGACUGAGCUGUUGCUGUGUCCUGAGUUUUCUAGACACCUAGGGAAAAACAAUUUAAUUUCUAGAGACACAGAUGAAUUGAGUGCUCAGAUUUCACAUCUAAAGAGCUCACUCAUCAUUGGGUGUUUUAUCAAAUUUUUACUGUGUGAGUUUAUGUGUCUUAUCAGCUCUAUUUUUUUAAUCACUGAUGGAGAGGCAUUGUUUGUGGCAUGCACGGAUCCAUAUUUAUAAGCCAAAUUUUUGGAACUCAGCUGUCUAAAAGCAAGUACCGUGUUUGACGGCCAGGCACUGCGAUGAUGUGAGUUUUCCCCCUCUUGUUCUGCCGAAGACAUUGUUUUUUCCACAUAUUUGUAAGUUCAUUCUGGAUGUAUGAACAGAGACAUGCCUAACGCCAAUCCCAUCUUUGUUUUCCUGUAUACGCUUGGCUAUUCAAUUUACAUGAUGCAUGAAUAAAGCAGAAAUGGUGAGAUAUACACCAGGUGAUCUUAGAUCCUAUUAAAUGAUUGUUCAAGUAUUCCAAGCACAGUACUUUGUAUAAAUCAUUGUACUUAGCCUGGUACAUCACAGCAUAAAACCAGCAUCAAGCAAAAUGAAUAGAUCAUGUUGCUGAUUUUACUGGCUAAGUUUAAAGAAGUAUUUGAACAUAUUACUUGGUUGUUUAUGGAUUAAUUAUAAUGUAAAUCAAAGUAGUUACAUGUUAGCUACUAUUUUCAGUUCUGUUCUACAAAAUGGAAGUUUCCUUUCUAAUACUUUCUUGGAUAUGUGCUUAUUUACAAAAAUCUGUAUUUGUUUGCAAAAUAUGCUUAUAUUUGCUGAAAUAAACAGUAUUUUUGUUACUAAAUUAAACAAUAAGUGAUGAAAACUAUGGCGUUAGUUCUAUAGCCAUCUCAGUUAAGAUAUAAGUAUUUAAGCUUUUUCUUUCACUUUUUCAAACCUAUCUAUACAAGAUUUCAGCAGCAUAUAUAUAUGUAUGUAUGUCCAUAGCAUAUGUAUGUACAUACAUACUACAUGGCACUAAAGAUGCAUCCUAGGUGCUUUCAUGAAAUUGUAGGGCGUAACGUUUCCCCAUAAGCAGUUUUCUUUGGAUGUUACGUGUUUGUGACCAGGAUUCGUGGUUCCUAAGGCAGCAAACAGAGCAUCAGUGCAAGAGGACAAGCUUCUCAGUCAACUGAUUGCAUUAAACCUCUGCCAAAUUUACCCUUUGAAAAAAACCUUCUACUCACCAAAAUGAUUCUCUUUGGCCCUCUCUGAAAGGCAAAUCUUAAAUCUUUACUUCCCAUACUUAAUCUUGCAUCAUCACAUACUCCCCCCUUAUAUAUAUUCUAUAUGAGACUGUAUAAGCCAUUUCACAGAAACCAUAGGAAGUCAACCAUAAAUUAGAGUCCGCUGAAAAUUUCAGACGCAAAAGUCUUUGAUGCCGCUGAUUACCAGAUUCUUUCAUAACAGACCUUCGACUUCCUUCCACUAAAAAAGCUGUUUUCUGUGUUCUGGCCUGUUGCACAGUGAGACACCAGACACUAUGUUGAGAGAAUCUCUCAAAUAUAUAGAACCUAGGACAGCUGUCUAAAUACCACUUUUCGAAAGGGAGUAGUAAUGUCCUGAUUGAUAGUAAGAACUAGUAGAUAAUAUAAGGCUAAGAGAAAGGAUUUGUAUAAAAUAGACUGUAUGCUGCCAAGACAAAAGAUCUGGGGGGGUAUAUUAUACCAGGAAUCCUUUGAAGGUUGAAAAAAAAGUGGUUGUAAAGAAUCAACAUGGGGCUUGUGGGGAAGGAAGGGAGAAUUAUUACUGGGCUAAAAAAUACUGUAGAAUUUUGUGAAAGCUAAGAAAAGAACAUUACUUAAUAGUGAGAAGAACCGAACAGACUGCUCUGAACAUCUUUCUUCAAAAACCAUUUCAAAAUUUGGAUAUAGAUUCAUAGCCAGGCAGCUCAGUGUCUUAUUUCACCUGAAAUCCUGUAGCUAUUGCAACAUAAUACAGAGUUUCAGAAAGCUUGAAGAUUCAUCCCACUUUUGAAGCUGUACAGAAAUGAAUACAGGCUUCCUCAGGAGAGGAGGAGGAGGAAGAGAGGACAAUGAUGAAGAGUAACCGGGAGCCCACGGAGGAGGAGAUUCUCUGUGCUGCCAAGAGAAAUCCUGGUUAAAGUCCAGGUCAGCACUUACCCCUACAAAUGCUCUAAUCAUUGUAACGCUCCCUCAUUCUCUGGCCAGGAGUGCGUACAAAGAGUAUUUGGUGUCUAUUUGGGACUCCCAAGGAGCCUCUGGUUACAGGUAUCUGGAUGUUCAGCUCUGCAAGGACUGUGCUGCAACUGACCUGAGAUGGGCAACCAAAGAGAGUUUUGUUGCUCUUUUAAUGGAUAUUUAGAUAUUUAUCAUAAUUUAGGCAACUGGGAAAGGUCCUCCUGAACUGCUGUGCUACAAUCAGGCACCUAAAUUAUGGCUAAUAGAAAAUCAGGGUGUACGUAUGCGUCCAUUUUCCCCAGCAGAAGGCAAAUUUUGGGCAGUCCUUCCUCCAGCUUCUGUUUCCUGACCCCCCAGCUGGGUCACUGGAACUUUUUGUGGAACCCUCUGAAGCCAGAUGAGGUAAAGCAUUUAUGUUAAAAUUAAAAGAAAGAAAUAAGCCACACACAACAACAAAACAAAUGCAUAAAACACCCCCAAACUCCCAAAGAAAUUGAGCUCGUGCAAGGAUUUGACAUCCCGAUACAAGUGAACUAUGAUGCACCAAAGAAAGUGUCCACUGUUAGUGUAACAAAACACUUAAGAUACCAGUUGCUUUAGAAAGGCCUUAUCUUCUCUCAUUCAUUUACUAUGUUCACAUCACAGUAGUGUUGUGAGGUUUUAAUUAAAGAUUUGGAAAUUGCUAUGGGUUCUUUCAAAGGAAAAGCCAAUAUAAAUAAGACAAUUACACUGAAAUGGGUGAUGAAAUAAGUAAGUGAUAAAAAUAAUCCUACUUGUUAUGGCAUCUCUGUCUAACAUCUGAUUGUCUUUCCUUCACAUUGUUAAAGGAAACCCUAUUUUCCAAGCAUAUGUAUGCAGAUCAUUUUUAAAUGCGAAGAUUACAGAAAAAGGUAAUUCUUUGAGAAGAGAAUAGUACUUGGCAGAAAGGGGAGGCAUCUGUCAGGUCCUGAUAAGAUCAGACAGCCGCGCUUUAGCCUGAAAGCGUGUCGUGAAGCGAAGUUUUCCUAGGGAAAUAACAUCUUUGCUAUGAAAAGGAGCAAAAUGUAAUGAAUUCUCCAAAUAAACAGAGAAAAUGGGAACUCUCAGAGCUCAUUUUUAUCUAAAAUACCAGCCCUAUAUCAGGGGAAAAAAAGAGGAUGAGAGGAGGAUAACGUCUUACCAAACAGUGAAAAAUAAGGUGUGGGAGGGUCAUCUCUCUUUAUAUUCUCAAUCAAAUUAAUCCUUUAGAUGAUAAUCAAAGGUAAGGGGAGACUUCAGCAGCAAUAGUCACUGCAGAGAUAGUACAAGGGCUGGGACACCCAGGACAGGCUACAGGAAGAAGGGUGGUUAAAAUGGAGAUGAGGAAGAAAACUGGGUAGAAAUCAAGGAGAGGAACACAGUGAAAGGAUAAGCAGCAAUAAUGACAAGUUGCAAUGAGGUUGUUCCCUUUUUCUUUUUUUAUGCUUAAGGAAAGAUGUUUCUGACUAUGGUUGAGCACUGGGACAGGUUGUCUGGGGAGGCUGUGGAAACCUUCUCCUUGGAGAGCUUCAGAGCUUCAUGGUGCAAGGCCCUGAGCAGUCUGGUGGAACUCUGAAGUUCAGCCUGGCUUUGAAAGUGGAAAAUGCAUUGAAUAACUCAAGAGGUCCUCCUCAAUCUUAUUUUUCAUAUGAUUCUAUGAAAUGAUGAGCUUGUGGUUCCCUGGAAAGGAAGGCUGUAGAAGAGAAUAAUAAGAAAAAAUCUUGAAAAACGCAAUAGAAAAUGGAAACAAAAUGUAUACUUCUGGACAGUGCCAGGAUCUAUUAUUCUGAAUGAAAAUGAGGGGCAUCCAGGUCUGAUUAUCAAUGGAAGAGCGAAAAAAAAGGAGGAACUGAACAUGCCUAUAAAGGGGAUUGCCAAAAACAGAAUCAGUCAGAGACAGGGCUCUAUUUCUAUAAGAAGGACCUGCCAGGUUUAUUCUGGGCUUGAAUUAGUAGAAAGGCUUUUAUGAUUUGUUUGAAUGAUGGACUAAGAUUUAAAUUUACAGGUGAUAGCUUUGGAGGGUAGGACUAGAAUUAGAGAUGAACUUGAAAAGAAAAAUAAAAGGAGAAUCAUUCUUUAAAAAACGCGUUUCAAUAUAGAAAUAUACAUAGUGCUACACAUGGAGAGGAAUUAUCUACUACACAAAAAAAUAUGGAGAAUGAUAAGCAGAAAAUGAUUUUUGAUGUGUUGCGUAUCACUAACAUGACAAGCCUUUGCAAGAAAAGUAAACCUCACACAGAAUGCAUAUUCCAUCCAGCCCCCUUUCGGCACUAUUUUCACUGUUUAUCAGAACUUCCCCGAGUUCUAUCUGAAAUGUCUAGUUGGGUGCAAAAUCUGUUAAAAAUUGUAACUUUAAAGAAUAGUAUGUGUAGAGAAAUACAGAGUCUUAACUACUGUGCCUGUGCAAAUGAAAUGAUGGAGGGAGACUUGAGAUUGUGAAUGCCGGGCUAGUGAACAGUACCACAGGAUAUUUGUAUCUUAUUAACUAAAAAAGGUUUACCAAGGAUACCUGCAGUGGUAUAGAAAGAAGUUAUGAGACUCUGAAAUUUUGAAGGGUAACAUUUAAAGAACACAUGGUGCUGCCAGUGACUGGAGCCUGAGCGUAUGCUAAAUACAUGGAUGUACAGUAAUCAGCGUGUCAGAAGUGCAUAACAGAAAUUAGAACGUGAUAGGAGGUAUAACAAACUGAGCCAAGAUACCUGCAUAGGAAAAAGGAGCCAGGCUCAGGGUGGGAAGGUCCUACUGUGUGCUGGUUUGUUGCCACUGCAAUCCAUUAUUUUUAUUUGCUACACUGCUCAAAGAAAAUCUGAGUGGAAAAGACAGGCUUUAAUAACAGGUGCUGUGAAAGAUAACAGCCUAAGCGAGCGUUUCUGGCUGAGGCAAGAGGCAGCCUCUGGAACGCCCAGUAUCUGUGCUGUGUAGGUGCAAAGCUCCAAGCCUGGACUAGCCAGGCGUAGGUCAGGACCACUGCAGCACCAGCAAGACAGACCUGAGGAGAAACGGCUGACAAAAGCAAUGCACACCAUUCCUGCACUGCACAAAAUACAGCUGAGUCCGGCUAGGGUCAGGGUAAAAAACAAAGACUACUUUUCUGUUCCAUAAAGCACGUUUCUGCUUAUUUUAGCAUCUGUAAUGAGACGAAGGAGAAAUAAAAUGCAUGUUACGGUGCGCCUUGACAUUGCAGCAAAUACCGAAACAUUGCAGUGUACUUCGUUACAUGAGACAUUCUGUUGAUUGGCACAUUUCAGCUGUCACUAGCACAUUACACACCCUCUUCUGGGCAGAAAUGAUUUCUCACUGUCAUCCUGGUGUGUUUGCCCAUACCCAUGUGGUCCAGCUUCCCCCAGGAUGGGAAAUACGCAGGAAAAAUGACUUAACAAGUCACUACUGUUAGGAAAACACCAGCACUCUCAAAAUGUUUUAAUUAAGGUGGUCAAACUGUUUAAUUAAAACUAUUUAAAAGACCCAUUCUCAUUUCCAUUAUGGACUUUAAAAAUCUUAUGGCCUCAAAGAGUAUAAAGGGGUCCAAAAAUAGCCAUAACAUAAAUAAGAAUUAGGGAACUUAUUUUUACUGACAUUAUUUGUAGUUACUGAUCUUCUCAUGUUGGUGUAAUUAUCUGAUUCUAAAAGGCUAGCAAUUUCACUGCAUUACCCUCCAGAUCUGGUUCUCUUUCAUAAGUAGUUUAGCAGAUGCAAAAAUAAAGAAAGAAAAAAAAGAAAAGAAAAGAAAAAGAAAGCUUAAUGAUCUAAGUAAUGUAGAAAAUAAAGGCUGUUGAAAGACAAGGUUGGGCAAUUCCUGCACCAGUGAUUUGGAAUUUGUUGCCCAUCACCUCCAUCUGCUGAAAGUUGCUGCCUAUACCAGCAGAAACAGAUUAAACCCUGAAGGUACCACUGUUCCUGGACUGACAUAAUAGCUGAAACCAGAUCAACAGCAGUUUCAAAGGGCACAUUGGACUGUUAGUUGUGGUUAAGGACCCGGUUACUUUUGCCAGCUCCGCCAGCCACUUACUGUGCCGCAGGAAAAGACACGCAGCUGGGGCAAUGGCUUCUAAAACUGUACAGUCAGGAACUGCACAAACCUAUCUGUCAAUAUCCAGAUUCAUUUAGAUUUCAACAAGAUUUGGGUGUUUGAAAAUGAAAUUAUGGUUUUAUGGGAAAAAAAAUUCAGAUGCUGAUUAAAAAUGACAACACACACAUCUAACAUCCCCCUACAUCCUAAAACAGUUCUGUGUAUGUGCUUCUAGACCAACCACUACCUGAACUGCACUAAAACUGACCAGUGUUGAAAUGAGCAGGAACAUGAGCGACCACCUUUGUGUAUCCCAAACCGAAAACAUGGUCAAGUUAAUGCAGAAUAAUGUAUAGGUGUGAGCAUCAGCUAAGAAGUGAUGAACAGAGUGCCUGACCUCUACGUGUUUGCUGCCAGCUUAAUUCCAUAAAGGUAUUGCUUGGACUCAGUGAUCUUAAGGGUCUCUUCAAGUCAAAAUGGUUCUAUAAUUCUAUGAUACUGAAGGAGGUAUGUUCUGUCCCUGCUGGCCAGGACAAGCCAUGGAGCCAGUCAGAGAGAGGAGGAGUUGGUAGAGAUGCUCUGCUCAGUGUAUUUAUUCUGUUUUACAUUCUAAAGACACAGAAUUGAAAUAAGCAUUUUAGUAACUUAGCUCCAAACCAGCAUAUUGUGCAAUCUCCACCAAGAGGGUCCCCAAGCGCAGAACCGCUGUUCCACAACCAAAUGUCAGCAGAGCAGCUGAGCGACGUACAGGCCUGGAAGAGAAAGGGAGAGAGCUCUGUGCUGACCAGGGGAAAAAUAACAAAGAACCCUUCUGUGUGGUUAUUUGAUGACAUACGGUACAUAAUUUGAGCUUCCUUGUGAAUCCCUGACAAGUCAAUCUGCUACGCAGAACUGGAUCAUUAUCUCAGAUAACAUCCAAGUCCCAAUUUUUGUCAGGAUUGGUACUUCGUUAUGGUCAUUUUAGGCAGAAAUGAAGCCCGCAGCUCAGUUUGCCUCAACAUUUAAGGAGUGGUUUCAGUUGCUAAUAACUCUGUGUCACCUUGGAAAAUUAAAAUAGUACCUGUGGUUCUGAUUGUAUAUGAAACCAUAGCUAAAACAAAUUUCAUGGCACUGAUUAAGUGUUGUGUUCACCAAACUUUAGAAUCCCAUCAUGGCUCUUUCUAUAUGGGUGUUUGCGUAUGCUACACAGUGAGUAAGAAAAAUCAGAUUUCAGGUGCUUAUAAGCAUGACAAAUAGACACUGAAGUGGCCUUGAACACGGUGAUGUAGUGACAGAGAGGAAAUUGAAGUAUUCAAUAUUCUGAGGUUCCUGAGCCCUCUGCAGAUGGCUCUUGGAUGCUUGUUAGUAAUCCAGAAAUAAAAGAAAAUAAAAGAAAAUGCCUCCAGUUUUGUUGAGGUUUGUUUUGCUUGUUUUGCUUUUUGCAUUGGCAAAAUAAAUAAUUUUAAUGCAUGCGAUAUAAUGCGAAUAAUAAUACUGUAGACGCUAAAUUGCAGCUAUUACUUUAGGUGUUCAUCUCUGACCGAAAUUAAUGCAAGAUUUAGCAAGUCCAGUAAAACCCCUCCAACUUCAUGAGGUUAGUGUGCAUUUCUGUGUUAAUUAGGAGCUUUGUGAGAUUUAAUUCAAGGUUGCUGACAGAAGGCUUGUGAUCGGGACUAUUUUAAACUUGUGACUGACAGUAACAGCAGCGCCACAGCCUAUUGCCUUAGUUGGACUGUGCGUUCUGCUCAUCUUCACACCCCAACAUCUCAUUAAAUAAGACGGUGCUUAAGAACUCAUUAAAAAAUGUGCAUAUAUUUGUAUAUAUUCAUCUUUGUACAGGUCUGUGUUUUAUAAUUGAUUAUAUAAUUAAAAUGCAGAAAUCACAUUAUAUGCUUUUAUUUUUGUGCCUGUUUCCAUGUGGCAAGUAGACCUGUGUGCAGAAAUGAAUUAAUAGAUGAACAGACUACCUUAAAAUAUUUAUAUAUUAUAAAAUCCACUUAAACAUUCACUUUCAGUGAAUGAAGACAAUAUUAGCCGGUAUCUGAUAAUUAGGUACCAUUAGCACAUGCAUACAGAUAUAUUUUAAUCUGUUCUACUGUGGUGAAACUAUGAGAGUUUAAUAUUUUUAACUUAAGAGCUUCGCUGGUUUAGGUUUCAUAUACAUGCAGGUGUUACAAUUCUGAAAUAAAGUUUAACAUUAAAGUCCCAAAAUAUUGGAAUACUGAGACUUCCUCUAAUGAUUGUCAGGCACUUGUGAGCCAUAGCAAAAAUCUCUGAUCUCUUAACACAAACCUCCCUAACCUUCCAGCAAGAAUAAUUCUGUAUCUUUAAAUAAAAUAGAUUAUUAGGGUUGUAGGUCUGAUGAAACAUGUAGAGCACAUAACAGAUUAGAACAACAAAUUGGCUGUUAUUCAGUAAUAUACACAAGUGUGACCCUGAAAAGGUCAAUAGCCAAAUACUUUGUUCAAGUAGGGAAAGUUAAAUAUAGACUGUGCAAGUGUCGUUUAUAUAAAUUGGUGAUGUACAGUAGCCUUUGAAGGCCAAUAAGAGUGAAAAAGUGUAUUUAAUUAUCUAAAAUUGAAUUGACCUGUACAUGAGAAAAAUAUGAAAUAUGAACAAUGCAGCGGUUUUAUAAAAGAAAGGAAGCAGCACUUUAUAAGAUUAUUACAAUUUCUAUUGAUUUUGUGAAUAAUAGUGUCCUUGAUUAUUUUGUCUGUCUUUCCACGUAUUCAGCCAGCCCCUACAAAUGAAAUUUAAUUAUUGUUUAAACAGAAUCUGAGCAGAUCCUCAAGCGCAAUAACGCAACUAGUAAUAGCCCAACAACUGCAGGACGCAGAAUCCAGCCCAAAUUUGAUUGUGCCCCAGCAUGCUGCAAAACCGCACUUGUUACCAGACAAAGCCAAGUCAGCCAAGGGAUUAAAUCAUGUACCUGUUGCUUGAAUUCCUGUUUCUCCCUUUAAGCAAACACUCACAUAUAUCCAGUGCUUUCUGGCCAAGCCUACAGACGGUGCAGGGGCAGCGACACCCCGCUGAUGGCCAAAGCGGUAAAAUCAACUUUAUUUUGAGAUAUUCUUCAUGCUUCCCUUCAGUGGAAGUUCUUCGAAAUGUAACACUGGUGUUAAUACAACCAAAGACCAUACCCAGCCAGGACAUCUCUGUAAAGGCUGCAGAAUCGCAAACAAGAUCUGGAGUCGGGACCUGCUUUGUCAUCCGUGCCAGUCAUAGACGCCAACAUAGAAGAUUGAUAUAAAACUGCAUGAUGUGGUAUAUUUAAAAUGUACAUCAAACUACAGAAUUUAUCAGGCUGGAUUCAUCACUAAUUUUAUAAGUACAUCUUGCAUGCAGCUUAACCUUUUGAAAAUACCAGCUAUUACUGGGCCAAAACCAUCUUUUAGCUUUUGAAGGUUUUGAAAUUCAAAAUGUACUUGGCACUUCUGUUUCAAGUAAAGAUUAAAAGCUGGUAAAAAAGAGUUUCACACUGAGCUAAAACCACCCCAGAACGGUGUUAGAAAUAUGCAGAGGCUACAGGGAAUAAAAACAAAAGAAAAGACCAUUCAGCAAAGAAAGCUGCUUCCUUUUCAGGAUCAAAUGUGAUCUCAAGACCUGAAAGAAAAAAGUAAAAACUACCAGCAACCACACAGAAUGAGAAUCUGUAGCAAAAUGUAGAAGAGAAGUAUUCUUCAGCAAUAUGUAAAAGAGCAGGGAAAUACGAAUCAGGGAUGCAAUAAACCAUGGUCAGGCAUAAUCAGCUAUGACUAAAAAUUCUAAAAAUGAUACUUAGAUUGUUUAAUUUGAGGCAUUCAACCUACACACCUCAAGGGGGAAUCUGUCAGUUCCUGCCUCUGAAUCGCAUGGAACAGCUUUGUUCCCUGUUUAGGCUUCUAGACUGAGGCACCCAAGUCAGUCUCUGGGAAUCCUCACCGAGAUGGCAACUCCCAAGCUUCCUGCAGAGAUGGGGCAGGUAACUGCAAUGGGGCUGAGCAACAGAUGCUGCUGAAUCCCAAAAACAAGAGCUUAGUGUUCUCAAAUUGAAUACAUCCAAUAGUUACCAUUAAUAAAGCCUGACAGCGUGGUUUGUCUAAUAAAGCAAACAAAUUCAGGCUUGAAAAGAGAGAAUACACUGUGUAUGUUUUUAAAGGUUGGAUGGGAUAACUUGGGAGCUACAAAUUCAUUGGUCUGACGUCAAUAAUAUGUGAAUCUUUCGAAAACACUUCAAAGGAAACAAACAACUGCCCCGUACUCUCACCCAAAUGGCUUUAGCCAUGCCUGAGCACUUUCUCAAGAGAGGAAAAAGAAAAGGAAAAAAGGAAAAAGAAAACCAGAACAAGACUCUACACCUAUUUGUAGGCAAAUGAGCAUAAGCAAGGCAAACACGGAGCCAUCGUGUUCUCGGUAAUAUUCCACGUGCAGCUGUGAAUAUUUGCAUUCAUGCCAGUUGAUCUGCAGAGCUCUGAAGUGAGGGCAGGGAGUGUUGGCCACGGUACCGGAGUUAUCGACUGCUCUUCAAACACUGUAACCGAAUCCUUCGCAUCCUCCUGGACUCUACCAGGACUGAGCAGAUGGAGCCUCACUAAGCAGCUCAUUCAAACACAAAUGCAUAACAAAGUGAUAAACAUUAAGGGUUUGACAUGAUACCAAGGCAGAGGAACAAGAAUAGUUUCGCUAAAAGUGCUUCUCGCUUACAUCUUUCUGUGGUGCUUCCAGUAGAGCGAAGAGUUCAUGGCUUAAACCAGGACCAGCAGUAUGUAAUUAAGUCUGAAAUAAAUCUGGUUUACAUUAAAAAACAAUGAAAUGAAAACCAAAGAAAGGACCCUUUGUGACAGCACAGCCUGCCUCUACUUUUAUGUGACGCAUGAACUUCAAGCAGCUCUACAAUUUUCUGAGCUUUUGCAUCCUUGCAAUUAAGGCAGAACUUAUCGCGCACACCCUGCUCUAAGAGGACGCCUUCCAGCUUGUUUUGGGGGCUUUUUUGAAAGGUCUGGCACAUUUCUCUUUCAUUCCUACUCCAGCUGAAUUUUGGAUUUUUUUUUCUCAAACAAAGCUUUAGAGAACAAAUAAAGUGAGGAUGAAACAUUA